Molecule: messenger RNA, 1686 nt
Organism: Priapulus caudatus
Lineage: Eukaryota; Metazoa; Priapulida; Priapulimorpha; Priapulimorphida; Priapulidae
Source: RefSeq, a predicted model, not a curated record
GGCAUUCGACGCUCAAAUGAUCCAGAUAGUGUCUAAGAAAACAGCAGACUCAGAAUGGCUCGAACAGUUCGGCGUAAAUAAGCAAUUCGAUCCGAGAGCAAUCAGCAUAUUGGCUCACAUAUAUGGCGCCAAUGAAGACCAAGAAGUCGACGCAUACGAUCCAUUUGAAACCGAUGAUUGGCCCUUCUCACCAUUCGAAGAUAUACUCUGUCAAAAGCAUCUUAAACAAAACGAAAUGGACCAUCGGCCGAAACAGGAUGAAGGAACGACUAACACUGGGAGACUGAAGGAAACGUCCCACUACAAUCCAGAUCAAGCAAUGUCAAUUCUGGACACAGUGGGAAAAUAUCUUCGACGAAGUACACAAAGUCACAUGGAAGGACGCUAUAACUGCUGGAUAUGCGACGACGACGAAAACGACAGCGACAAGGAGAACGAAAAACCAACACCAAACCAAGAGGCAAUGCCUAACUACAACAAUUGGAAUAAUUGAAAUAAAUAACGCCAGAUGGCAAUGUAAUAUGAUAAAUAAAACAAACAUCGUAUAUUUAAACACUUGUUACUGAUUAUAUAUACCGCAGUAUGACUCCGCCUCCAUUCAGACGUAACUUGGACUGGUACAACGACUACCGCACACAAUUUACAUUACCACGCGGACGUAAUCAGAAUAGAAGUUCAGAGUUUAACCGCGGCUGGCAUAACUACCUCAGGGAACGACUCAGGGAACAAACAGACGAACACGGUGAAUCAUUCAACGACGAAACACGAGACUUUCUAAGACGAGGAAACACUGAAGCACCACACAGAAAUGUUUACAACUGGCUACGAAACUUUCAAUCGCGAGGUAUGAUAAAUCCACACACACACACAACUCGGAAUACCUCAAGCAGUACAACGAGGAGAAGCAGGAGUAGCACUAAUCGGUGCAGCACGAGAAACAGCAUGCACAGUAGCGUAUAACAACGAACUCAGAAACAAUUUACAACGAGGUGCUCAAAAUAUAGCCAGAGGAGCAUACAACAGAGGACGUGAAAUAAUACAAGGCUCUAGAAGCAGCAGAGAAGUAUGAGAACCCGAAGCACAACGCGCACGACCGAACGAACCAGAACAACAGGGUCUACAAAAACAAGAACCACAAGAACAACAAGAAAUUUCAGAACAAGACGAGGACAUGGUCGACGCACCUCCACCAAAAGACAGAAAAGGCACAGGCCCAUCAGAUGGUAACAAAACAACCGGUGCACGACAAAGACAAUGCGAGUACCAGAAAACCAAGUCAAAACAGUCACAUUCGAAAGAACAUAUCAUCACACAGUAACAACAGUAAAUCAAUCGGAAUCAUUAAUCAGGUGGACAAGCCCACAAAAAGGACAGUCAGCAUACAUGCAACUCGACGCAGGAUGCAAACAAAUACCAUACACAAAUCCAAUGUCAACACUAACAGCAGACGAUGUACAAAUGCUUGGUCUACAAGACGCGUUCAGACCUGUACACUUCAGUGCAACCACAUUCAACAUCGUAGGAUUCGGAAACAAUCUAACAACAGUAGCAGGACAAUCAACACAAACAUAAACGUCAACAUAUCACCAACAAUGAUCUACUAUAAAGACCUAUCAGGCACCAUGGGAAAAUAUACACACCAAACAACGGACCUCAACUUACCAAAUCACAACAUGCAAGUAUACA